AUGUCCUUCGGGCACUCCGGAAAUAGCAGCACUGGGUUUUCGUGGUUACGGCUGUUGACUCUGGCGCCACAAGAGAUGCAGACCAUAAAAAAAUCUGAAGAUUCGCGGAUACCGGACGAUCUCAAGGGAUGCGGCCUGCCUACUUGCGUCCCUUGGGACUUACAAGCGAGAGCCCUCUCCGACGUUUACUGGCGUUGCGCAGAGGUCCGCGCCGGGGGCGGCAAUCCCCUACCGGACGCUGUACGUCGGUGGAGGGAAGUGGCGAAGGAAAGGACAUUGAUCCUGUGGGAGGAGCGGUUUCAAGAGCCGCAGGUGAGUGUUGCCCUAAUAACGGCCAUACGCCCGCUCCUGAAAGAGUGGAUCACCCGGACAUACGGCGUACUCUCCUUCCGUCUGACACAGGUGCUGACCGGGCACGGCUGUUUUGGCCGGUACCUGUGUGAGAUAGUGAGGAGAGAGAAUGACACUAGGUGUCAUCAUUGUGGCGACGAAAGGGACACGGCCGAACACACUGUGAUGGUCUGUCCCUCAUGGACAGGGCAGCGUGCGGCCCUCGUGGCCGCAAUUGGACAGGACCUCUCGCUACCAGCUAUCAUUCGUGCAAUGCUGAGUAGCGAGACCGCGUGGACGGCAGUUGACACCUUCGCCCAGGAGGUUAUGGCUGCCAAGGAGGAGGCCGAACGCAGCAGGGACAGGGAGGCGGUCGACCCCUCGAGACGGCUAAGGCGGAGACGUGCGCGACGCCAGCACAAUGAUCCACCCUAG
Messenger RNA from Aricia agestis (brown argus), 765 nucleotides. RefSeq lists its product as uncharacterized. Bases 1 to 765 code for a protein of 254 amino acids. The record is from RefSeq and is a predicted model, not a curated record. The transcript is spliced from 2 exons. Lineage: Eukaryota; Metazoa; Arthropoda; Insecta; Lepidoptera; Lycaenidae.